AUGGGCACUGACAUCGUAGUAUGCUGGUCACAGAAGGGAGAAGUUGUGUUGGCAAAGGUUGAUUGCACACAAAAGGCUGAGCUGCUGCAAAAGUUUGAUAUAAAGGGGUUCCCUACUUUGUUUCUCUUUGUUGAAGGAGUUCAUAAGGCUUGUGAGGGUAAAAGAACUAAGGAUGGUAUUGUGACCUGGGUGAAGAAGAAAACAAGACAUGGUGUUUACAACAUAACAACAAGCGAAGAAACCAUUCUGGCUACUGAAGCUACAGUUGUUUUGGGAUUUAUUGAUUCUUUAGUGGGACCUGAGAGUGAGGAGAUUGUUGCUGCUUCGAGAUUGCAAGAUGAUGUCAACAUUGAAGCCCUAGACAAACGUCCCGCAUUGGUCUUGUUGAAGAAGGAAGAUGAGAAAUUAAGUUAUUUUGAUGGUCCAUUCUCCAACUCGGCAAUUGCUGAAUUUGUGUCAAACAAUAAGCUUCCUUUUAUAGUUACUUACAACAGAGAGAGUGCUAUGCUGAUGUAUGAUAAUCCAAUCAAGAAACAGUUGUUGCUUUUUGCUACUUCACAUGAUUCGGAUACGAUUAAGCCCACAUUCCUCGACGCAGCAAAAUCUUUCAAAGGAAGGCUUGCUUUUGUCUAUGUGGAAAUGGACAACCAAGACAAUGGGAAACAAGUUUUAGACUACUAUGGUGUUCUUGCUUUUAGAACUGAUGAUGACAAUAAGUAUUUAAUGGAUGGUAAUUUGACAUUGAGCAAUAUGAAGUCAUUUACAAAUGAUUUCCUGGAAGACAGACUGCGGCCUUUCUAUAAAUCAGAUCCAAUUCCAGAGAAAAAUGAUGGGGAUGUUAAGCUUGUUGUGGGCAAAAACUUUGAUGAAGUUGUCCUGGAUGAAUCCAAGGAUGUUCUUCUUGAGGCUCUUGAGCCUAUUUAUGAUAGGCUUGGAAAGCAUUUAAGAGGCAUUGAUUCCCUUGUCAUAGCAAAGAUGGAUCAAUGA
This is a messenger RNA of Durio zibethinus, 987 nucleotides long. Its product is annotated as protein disulfide isomerase-like 1-3. Gene Ontology annotation, biological process: response to endoplasmic reticulum stress; protein folding. Gene Ontology annotation, molecular function: protein disulfide isomerase activity. Lineage: Eukaryota; Viridiplantae; Streptophyta; Magnoliopsida; Malvales; Malvaceae. Gene Ontology annotation, cellular component: endoplasmic reticulum. The record is from RefSeq and is a predicted model, not a curated record.